UCCGGGAAAUUAAGCUCUGAGGAGGUUUAUCGUUGUCCCGGGGCGAGCCCCGGCCGCCUGCCCACGGAGACAAGAUGUGCUGGCCGGCAGCCGGCCGGGACCCCGGGCCAGGCGUGCUGGGGCGGCGGGGCCUCCCAUCGGCUUCCACCCGCGGCCGGAGUUCCUGGGGACACCACCACCCUCCGUCCCCUCCGCCCCGGGCUCCCUCUCACGAGGGGAAGGCCGUGCGGCGCGCCAGCCCCGGGCAGGAAGGUCGGGGCGGGCUGCGGGGCAUGACCCGGGAUAACCCGGGGCUUUCCCCCGCCUCCCCCGCGCCGCUUGACCCCGGCGGCGGGGACACGGCGGGGACGCUGCGGGGCAGCUCGCCGCCCCUGCCCGCCUCCCGGCGCGGAGCCGGCGUGCGGUGCUGUAUCCUAUGCGAUAGCCUAUGCGACAGGCGCGGAUGUGCCGCUUACAUAAUCCCCGCCGGCCGCACACGUACCCCGCAUUACAUAAGGGAUCGUGCCCCCGCCGGCCCCCGCGGCAGCCCCGCCGGCGGGCGGGGGGACGGAGGGAGGGAGAAAGGGAGGGACCCGGCGGCGGCCCCGGCCGAGCCCCUCGUUAACCCCCUUCCUGUGGCGUUUACACGUCAUGGAACAUUCCCGGAACGGGCCAACGUCCCACCCACUUCAGGGAACAGUCACCGCGGCGCAGCGCGCACACGCACUCCCGCACACGCACCCCGGCGCGGUGCCGGGUGUCCCCGCACACACUCGCACUUCCCCCUGUCCGGCACCCUCGCGGGGACGCGCUGGCAGCCCGGGCACAUCCCCUCCCUCCGCUACCUCCAGCGCCCUGCCCUCCGCCGCGCCGGGUGGCCCCGGGCGCCCCCCCUGCCUUGGUGCCCCCCCAUCCGCUCCCGGGGCGCCGGAGGCCGCGAUGAGUGCCCCGUCGGGUCGGCCCCCCCCGCGGGCGCCUCUACCCGGCGGUGACCAUGCCCAUUCCCCGCCGCAGGAGGGGAUUACGCAAGGCAGCCUUCUCAUCUGCAUACACUUACAAGCCGGGUAUUCCCCACAUUUCCUAACGGCGUGUCACCGACAAAGGCCUGUCCCAGCCGUGUCCCCCUCCUGCGCCGGCUCAGCAGGAAGGGUCGCCGGCCGUGGUGCCCGGGGGACGGUGCCGGUGCCUGCCAGCGCCCGGAGCCGCCGCCACAGAGGAGCUUCCUGCCAUACUCCUUCUCUCAUUUUUCUGACCUGCUGUUUCUCUGCUCAUUGGAGAGAGAAGGGCCCUGAGCUGGGUGCUGGAUGAUGAAUGGCCUGUGAGAGUGAGGGUUCCA
Messenger RNA from Onychostruthus taczanowskii (white-rumped snowfinch), 1315 nucleotides. RefSeq names its product collagen alpha-1(I) chain-like. The record is from RefSeq and is a predicted model, not a curated record. Bases 75 to 971 code for a protein of 298 amino acids. Lineage: Eukaryota; Metazoa; Chordata; Aves; Passeriformes; Passeridae. The transcript has 2 exons.